AUGCAACUUCAGGGUCACGAUGUGCUGCUGCGGCAAGUUGCUUCAUUGACAGGGUCUAUGCCUGGGGAUGUGCCAAUUGAUGAGUCCGUGCGCAAUGCCUUACCUGAGGGUACAACAGCUAUGAGCGCCUACCGCUUCGGGCAGUCUGCAUGGUCACUGACGGCCAAGAUCAACGCGGUUGAUAAGCACGGAGACCCGACCGCAUUUUUCCUCAAGUACGUCCCAGGCGACCUGGGCCAGAUGCAGUUGGAGGGAGAGUUUGUGGGCAUGACGGAGCUUCACAAAGCCGCCCCGACCUUUGUUCCUCGGCCGAUUGGAUGGGGGAAACUAAAGAGCGUGGUUCCAUCGAGUCACUUCUUGCUGGUCGAGUUCAAAGACUUUACUCCUGUUCUGCCGGACCCCGUCAAGCUGGGUGAGCGUGUGGCGGCACUGCACAAGAACAGUUCCUCUCCAACGGGCCAGUUCGGGUUUCCGAUCCAGACCUUCGACGGGGCGCGCCCGCAGGCAGUCGGCUUGGACCCGAGCUGGACAUCCUUCUUCUCCAAGCUUCUUGCCGAAGCUUACCGCCAGGACAUGGAGACCAACGGGCUGUGGCCGGAACUGGACGCCGUGUACCUCAAAGUCCAGUCCCAACUUAUUCCAAGACUUAUUGGGGCACUCGAGGCCGAUGGACGCGUGGUCAAGCCGGUGCUCAUUCACGGCGAUAUGUGGGACGGAAACAUAGGGACUGAGUCUAGCACGGGCGAUCCUUGGAUCUUUGACUGCGCUGCGUAUUACGGCCAUAACGAAAUGGAUCUAGGCAUCUGGCGAGCAGAAAGGCACCAGUUGCGCUCAAAGGUCUACCGGCGAGAGUACCUCCGAAACAUGGAGCCUAGUGAGCCCGAGGAAGAAUGGGACGACAGAAAUCGCCUGUACAGCGCCAAAACGAACUUCAUGCACUCGGCAUGUUUUGCAGGGUCACCUGCCCGACAGCAGACUUUCGAUGAUUUUGUUUUUCUGCUUCGGAAGUACUUCCCCGACAUGUCUGAUACUACGGAAAGGAAUAACAUUAAGCAAGGCGAAUAG
Molecule: messenger RNA, 1065 nt
Organism: Metarhizium robertsii ARSEF 23
Lineage: Eukaryota; Fungi; Ascomycota; Sordariomycetes; Hypocreales; Clavicipitaceae
Product: vegetative incompatibility protein 4
Exons: 4
Coding region: 1-1065 (354 amino acids)
Source: RefSeq, a predicted model, not a curated record